Molecule: messenger RNA, 937 nt
Organism: Drosophila kikkawai
Lineage: Eukaryota; Metazoa; Arthropoda; Insecta; Diptera; Drosophilidae
Cellular component (GO): lysosomal membrane
Source: RefSeq, a predicted model, not a curated record
AGGCGGUCAUACUGCAAAUUCGCAAGCAAUUUUCUCCAAAUAAAAGAAGAAAAGUGAGGAAAAUUGAAAUCAAAGAAAAAUUAAUGGCACACAAGCGUCUGUUUAUCUACGCUGUGCUACUGGCGAUAUGUUAUUUGGUUGGCGUGACAUGGGCUGAGACCGCAGCCCAGACAUUGCCAGUGGGCAGCAACAACAAUGCCAGCCAAUUAAGUGCUCCACCCGCAGCAGCCAAACCAGCUCCAGCUUCAGCUCCCGUGGCGACUGCUGCCAAGCAAACAGGUGCGAGUCCAGGGCCCACAGUGGCACCUCCACCCAAGGUCAACGCCAAUCCGCCGCCCGCAGUUCCCAGUCACAGUUCUUCCAAUACAAGCAGCACGGCGACGCCAUCGACGGAGUGUGUCUGUGCUGGAGCCCUGCUGCCGCGUUUGGAUGCUAAUGGCAAGGAGCUGCCGAUCUGCGCCGAGUGCAAGUGCUCCCAUGUGGCGCGAAAUACGACACUGAUCAAGGUCGUGGUCAUCAUUGUGAUUUGGAUCAUCUCCAUUUUAGUGAUAUACAUGCUCUUUCUGAUGUGCCUGGACCCGUUGCUGAACAAGCGAGUGAAGGCGAACUACCAGGAGCACACCAACGAAGAUGACGAGCCAACGCCACCCAUGCCUGCCGCCAACAACCAGGAGCUGAGUGCCAGAGCCAAUGUCCUCAAUCGCGUGGGCCACCAGCAGGACAAGUGGAAGCGGCAGGUGCGCGAGCAGAGACGCCACAUCUACGAUCGGCACACCAUGCUGAACUGAGCGGGGAGGAAGUCUAAUAGAGGGAGAAGCAUGGGCGACUUAAGACACGUAUUCCAAGCAGCAAUCCACAAAGGAACUCAUAUUUUGGAUCAAAAUUAAUGUACAUUUAGCCACAAUUACUAUUAUUUUAAAUAAAUUAUGUAACCAAA